AAGGAAAUGUUUCGAAUAAUUGGAUUAUUUUUAGUCGUUAAUUGGGUAGUAGGUGAAAAUUUUGUGAUUGAAGAAACAGGAAGACGACGAGUGGUUUACGGCACUACGGGUAAGCCGGUUAUAAAAUCUGGUGUAAGUCCUAAUACAGUCGAUAAUAUUUUUCAGAUACCAAUCACGGCCAUAGAAGGAACCUCCACUGCAGCGCAAUCCUGGUACCCUGAAAACAGUGACACAAUUAAUAAAGUAUUCGAUAUCCCCGUGCAAACUUUGCAAGCCAUAAGUAACCUGGUAAAAGAUCGACUAACUCAAGAAGCUAAGUCAGUAAAUGAAGAAGAAAUCAAGUCUUUGGAGAAAAAAAUAAGUGAAGAAAAUGUAGAACCAGAAAACCAGGACUUUACAACCAGAAAAAGACACGCAUACCUUGGCUGGGACUUUCCGCUAACUGACCUGUUUUUUGGACACGACCAAGGCUUCCAUGGACAUGGUCACAAGAAGAAAAAACGCAAGCCACACAAUCUCAACGGCCAUUUCGGAAACCACGGAAGUCAUGGACAUUUGAGCCACCAUGGACUCUUUGGAAAUCGUAAUAGCAAUAGUAAUAAUAUAGGCCAGCCUAUUCUGGGUGGAGAUGGUAACAUUUAUCAUGUCACAGAGACACUGGAUGACGCUGUUCAGAUUGGUCCUUGGAAACCUUACUCUGGAAUUAUACAAAAUAAAAUAGCACCUGAAUCGCGCUUUCGAUUUUAA
Cotesia congregata is the source of this 747-nucleotide messenger RNA. Lineage: Eukaryota; Metazoa; Arthropoda; Insecta; Hymenoptera; Braconidae. The record is from the annotation of a GenBank genome assembly.